AUGCCUAUGAGAAAGGAUAAGCUGAUCUUACUACUAGGAAUGAUCUGUUUGGAACAGAGUAAAUCUGCAACCCUCUCUCUCCCCAAAGCUCCCACAUGUGGACGGAGUCUGGUAAGGGCACCGGUUCUGAGUUACUUCAACAUUUUUAGUCGGAUUGUGGGGGGAAGCCAAGUAGAAAAGGGAUCCUAUCCCUGGCAGGUGUCUUUGAAAAAAGGGCAAAAGCACAUCUGUGGUGGGACCAUCAUCUUCCCACAGUGGGUGGUUACAGCAGCUCACUGUACUGCAAACAGAAAUAUUGCAUCAGCUUUGAAUGUUACUGCUGGAGAAUAUGACUUAAGUCACAAAGAGCCAGGAGAGCAAACCCUUGCUGUUGAAAUCAUCAUUGUGCACCCAAACUUUUCCACAAAGAGACCAAUGGACUAUGAUGUUGCUCUUCUGAAGAUGGCUGGAACCUUCCAUUUUGAUCAGUUUGUGAGGCCCUUGUGUCUUCCAGAGCCAGGGGAACGAUUUGAAGCCGGUUUGAUUUGUACCACUACAGGCUGGGGCCGCUUGACUGAAACUGGCAACCUCCCACAGGUCUUACAGGAAGUGAGCCUGCCCAUUAUCACCCAGGAGGAGUGCAUGACUGCUCUGUCCACCCUAUCUAAACCCAUAAGUGGACAGACUUUUCUCUGCACAGGCUUCCCAGAUGGAGGGAGAGAUGCAUGCCAGGGAGAUUCAGGAGGUUCCCUCAUGUGCCGGAAUAAAAAGGGAGCUUGGACUCUGGCUGGUGUGACUUCCUGGGGCUUGGGCUGUGGUCGAGGUUGGAGAAACAAUGUCCAGAAAAAUGAUCAAGGAUCCCCUGGGAUCUUUACAGAUCUUAGCAAAGUGCUUCCUUGGAUCCACAAACACAUCCAAAUUGGGAAGCAGAGAAAGAGCUCAUCAGCUGCAUGCAGUGGGCAGGAUCACGUGGUCAGCCAGUCUGAGGGGGAGCUGCACUUCCCAGAAAGCCCCAACCUAUAUUAUGAGAACAUGCAAAUAUGUGUCUGGACCCUGGUGGGAGCAGAGGAAAUGCAUCUGUUGCUUUAUUUUUUCUACUUGGAUGUGGAGUCUUGUGACCACACUCACCUACUGAUAUAUUCUGAUGAAGACAGAAUUAUUGGGAAAUUGUGUGGCCAAAGACUGUCUUCAUCGAUGCUUAUUGGCUCCAACUCUAUCAGGAUAAGAUUCGCCUCUGAUGGCACAGAUCAUGCCUCCGGGUUUAAUCUCACCUAUCAAGCCCUUAAGCCGCACUACCGCCCGGAUUCAGGGUGCGGUUCUCUAACUGUCCUUUUUGAGGAAGGCUCCAUACAGAGUCUUCACUAUCCUGAAGAGUACAGUGACAUGGCCAACUGUAACUGGGUUUUUCAAGCCCCCAAACAUUAUAUAAUUAAGCUUUCCUUUCAGAAUCUGGAAAUAGAAGAAAGUGGAGACUGCACUUCUGACUUUGUGGAGGUGUACAGGGAUGUGGAGAGGAAGCAGGAAAUAGCCCGGCUAUGUGGCUUUGUCACCCCUGGGCCUGUGCUGAGCAACUCUGGUGUGAUGUUCAUUAGCUUCCAAUCUGAUGAAAAAACAACCUUCAGAGGCUUUCAGGCCACAGUCUCCUUCAUUCCUGAAAAAGAUUUAAACAUAUCUAUAUCAGAGGAAGAGUCUAUGUUUCUGGAGGCGUGGAAUGUACUACAUGAGGAAACCUUUGUUUCAGCUGCCCUGGACAGGCAGGCUGAACUGGUGCCAAGAAUCAUGGUUCUGAGACAACUUCUGCAGAUGACUGGCAGAUACCAUGGAGAUUCUCAUCGGGGACCCGGGAUGUUUCGGACAAUCUAUAAACAGGGCAGGAAGGAAGCUCUCCAGCAUGGCUGCUUAGCUGCCCCGUGGGGUCCUGGUCGCGCGAGGAGGCAGGGUGGUCUCGCGAGGCUGAGGCGCCCCUCUCUCCCCGCGGGGUCUUGGUCGCGCGAGGAGGCAGGGUGGUCUCGCGAGGCUGAGGCGCCCCUCUCUCCCCGCGGGGUCCUGGACGCGCGAGGAGGCAGGGUGGUCUCGCGAGGCGAAGGCGCACCCACUCCCCCACCCCCGCGGACCCGGGAGCGCGACCCGAUCCCGCGAGAAGAGCCCUAUGAGCGGCGCGCGGCUCCUGGCCGAGCCCUCUCCCCGCGGCAGCCGGCCGCUCCGCCAGACUCUCUGGUCCGCCAGGCGGAGCUGCGGGGCGACGCCCCGAGUCAGCGGGCUCACUGGUGGGGGAGACGCGCCCCGCGUCCCGGCCAGCCCCGCUAA
This is a messenger RNA of Erinaceus europaeus (western European hedgehog), 2286 nucleotides long. It is a transcript of the gene OVCH2, whose product is annotated as ovochymase 2. The record is from RefSeq and is a predicted model, not a curated record. NCBI's taxonomy places the organism in Eukaryota, Metazoa, Chordata, Mammalia, Eulipotyphla, Erinaceidae. The coding region runs from base 1 to 2286 and encodes 761 amino acids. Gene Ontology annotation, molecular function: serine-type endopeptidase activity. Gene Ontology annotation, biological process: proteolysis. The transcript has 17 exons.